CCGCAAUACAGUUAUUAUGUUGUUAAUGCCAUCCGUCAGGAUAAACGAUCGAAAAAUGCGCAGAAUGGUCAAUCCAAGCUCAGUGUGUCUCCCUUGCCACCUGUCGUCAAAACUAGCGCACCGCUUUUGCGUAGCACAUCACCCCCCAAAAAUGGCAGUAUUUCGAGCAUUCCGAUUUUUCUUCGCUGUGAUCAACCCCGUACACAUAUUUCCACAAAUGUCUUGCCUAAAUUAUCUCAAACUCCUAUUUUACCAGUACGACCACUAUCACCUGUUAGUGUUUUGCAGCCGUCUUUACCGGCGCAUUCCGGAAAAAUAAAUCUCGAUCGGACAACAAAUGGACUUAAUCAUGUUGCGAGAUACAAGGAGAUUAUUUUGCAGAAACGGAAGGAAGUGCAACAGCUGCACAGAGAUGUACAGCAGCUUCGCUCCGAACGAAAUACGUACAAAGACACCCUCAGUGAACUGAAUAAGACGAGGUUAGCGGAUUUGAGAUUUUUAUCGGAAAUAAACGGCACGGUACGAAAGAAACGGCAUGAGGUGGAUGAAUUGAGGACGAGAAUUAACAACAUCGCAACAGUUUGUUCUACAUGGGAUAGCGAUGUGAUGCAGAAGCAGCAUUUGCUGACAGAAUUGCGUGCUGCUAAUGAUGAGCUCCGGUCAAGUGAACCUGUGAGGCGAACAUCGUUUUCAACGCUGGACAGCCACAUUGCACAAACGCUGGGCCGUCUGGAGCGCUCAAGAAAUGUUGCGGCCUCUAAUGAAGUGAGUAUUGAACUGCUUGGAAAAACAAUGAGAGAUAAAAUGGGCUAUAUUCGUUCGUUGGUUCAGCAAGGUGCCAAACAGAUUUCAGUAAACCGGGAAUUGUGUCAGGCUUUCGAAGAAAAGCGAACUCUGAUCGAGAAUCUGAACACAGCCACCACUUCCGGAAGUUCGUAUUCUGUAAUCGCGGAAGACGAAGAGACGUUACUGGCCAUCGCAUCCUACACCGGAGAAACUGCGAAUGAGCUUUCCUUUGUAGAAGGAGAUAUUAUUCGGGCUACAGAAAAGCACACUGAUGGAUGGUGGUUAGGAGAGAAUUCCCUCGGCAACACAGGUUAUUUUCCAGCUAAUUUCUGUCAGCCUUUGAAAAAUCGCGAUCGCCGCGAAUCUGUAUCUGAGUUGGUGAAGGAAGAGAACGUUCGUUCGGCACUAGCUCUUUAUCCCUAUGCCGCCCAAAAUUCGGAUGAACUAUCGUUUAAUCAGCACGAACUUAUUGACAUAAUCCCGGCUGAUGGGCUCGAUAAUGACUGGUACAUGGGACGCAGUCGAACCGGAGAACGCGGGUUGGUUCCGGCUAAUUAUUUGAGGCUUAAUUCUGAGAUGGAGAAACAACCUGACGCCGAACCGGCGCCGCCCGUGGUAAAAGUGAGUCCGAAACGUCAGUUGGCCGUUCGGGAGCUGAUUGGCACCGAGGAAAAAUACUUGAACCUAAUAACCGCGGUGGUGCAAGUUUAUUCCUUUGCUCUGAAAAAACGCCACGCCUCUACUGAGGAUGAACUGAGUGCUUAUAUAACAAUGCAUACUUGUUUGAUUCAUGGUGGUUGUUUUGUCUUUGCAGCAAUUGUUUUCGGUGUGGGCGAUAUCAUCGACUGCACCGCUACCUUGGUCAAGGCGUUCAAUGUACGCAGCAAACUGACAGAAGACGGAGCACUGGAGACUGUCGGGGAUAUUCUGUGCGAAUAUUUAACCAACAUCACCCCAUACAUGAAUUUCUGCAGCAGUCAAGUAAAAAUGGGUGAAUUAAUCCGAGAAAAAACAGAAGCAAACCCGACUUUUGCGGAAGUGAUUCGGCAAUGUUCGCAGGAUCUUCACAUGCAGGGCCUUCCCUUAGCGGCAGCUUAUAUGAAGCCCAUGCAGCGGAUGACGCAGUAUCCAUUGUUAAUCAAACGCAUCUUAGAUUUAACACCCGAACAUCAUCCAGAUUGUGCUGAUCUCAAGGAAGCGCUACGGAAAAGCGAACUGCUCUGUGACCGGGUGAAUGAAGGAGUGCGCGCAACAGAAUUAACGGAACGCUUAGACUGGUUGGAUAAACAAGUCAACAUGGAUAGCUUUGCGGAAAAUCUCCAGUUUACUUCGCAGACUAAUUUCAUGGGGCCUCGGUCGCUCGUUUAUGCCGGAAGUCUUUUGAAGGCAAAAAGCGGCCGAGAAUUGGUUGGAUUUUUAUUCAACGAUUUUCUUUUGACUACACCACCACGCCCGUUGGUGGACAGUCUGGGAAAUUUUACGUUUGAAAAGCGCCAGUGGACAACCUGCAUGCUGAAACUGUACAAAAAGCCGUUGUUGUUGUCCGGUUGCAAAGUGGCUUUAUUACCGGAUGAAAACACGUUUGCCUUAUCGUUUCCCCAUUCCGUCAGUAUCUUGCUAAAAGCCCCCACCGCGAACGAGUGUAAAUCUUGGAAUAAACAUUUUCAGAAAGCCGUUACUGAUUUCAGCGAAAUGGAAAAGCAGAUUAAUUCACCAAGAAAUCGUUCUAUCAAGUUACAUACUCCCGUGGGGUGUUGCCGACUUAUCCUGGUGGAAGGAAUAGACCUGUGUCCAAGUGCUCGAAAAGUACAUUGUGAUGCAUUUUGCAAAUAUCUGUGGGAUCACAAGAACAGCGUUUUUGACUACAAUUCCUUCGCUGCCAACGGAUUUCUAGGGCGGACAGAAUUGAGACUGAAAAAUAUGCACAAGCAAACAAAAGGCUCGAAUAUGGCAAGAAGCAGAAAUCUGGUGUUGCAGGAAGUGAUGUCGGGUGAACUAGUCGUCAAAAUCGAUAUACAGUUAUUCCCACCCGAGUCUUCUGUGCUUCCCGCGGUGAUGCCCUUAAUGACUAUGCAUUAGUCUGUGAUUUUUACUGUACAGUUUGCAGUUUUUUGUGUUGAUUUUGCUUUUGUAGUCAGAUGACCAUGCCAAUAAAAUUCCAUGGGUUU
Messenger RNA from Paramacrobiotus metropolitanus, 2954 nucleotides. Its product is annotated as intersectin-1-like. NCBI's taxonomy places the organism in Eukaryota, Metazoa, Tardigrada, Eutardigrada, Parachela, Macrobiotidae. Gene Ontology annotation, biological process: positive regulation of Rho protein signal transduction. Gene Ontology annotation, molecular function: protein binding; guanyl-nucleotide exchange factor activity. The record is from RefSeq and is a predicted model, not a curated record.